GGCCUGCACGGCUUCAUCUUCUACUUCCUGGCGUCCGUCCUCCUCUCCGUGCUCUUGGUGUUAAAAGCCGGACGGCGAUGGAAUAAGUACUUUAAGUCCCGAAGGCCGCUUUUCACGGGGGGGCUUAUAGGAGGGCUCUUCACAUAUGUCCUGUUCUGGACUUUCCUGUACGGCAUGGUUCAUGUCUACUAAAGCAACUGGGAGCCGCGUUAGCUGCAGUGAUUUUCAAUGAAGCAGGAGGACUGUUGCCAAAAGUCAUCUACACAACUAAGCCAGCUUACCUUUGAAACUUGUUCAUCGCUUGUAUUGUUAAUACUGUCAGUAAAUUAUGUCCAAGUACAAAUGAAUCGGUAGCACUGUUCUAAUUAAACUGAAUGUGAAACACC
Egretta garzetta (little egret) is the source of this 386-nucleotide messenger RNA. RefSeq names its product ER membrane protein complex subunit 6 (gene EMC6). Gene Ontology annotation, cellular component: endoplasmic reticulum; EMC complex; membrane. Lineage: Eukaryota; Metazoa; Chordata; Aves; Pelecaniformes; Ardeidae. The record is from RefSeq and is a predicted model, not a curated record. The transcript has a single exon. Gene Ontology annotation, biological process: protein folding in endoplasmic reticulum; autophagosome assembly. The annotation marks the transcript as partial.